Messenger RNA from Boeremia exigua, 3576 nucleotides. RefSeq lists its product as uncharacterized. Bases 1 to 3576 code for a protein of 1191 amino acids. The transcript is spliced from 2 exons. The record is from RefSeq and is a predicted model, not a curated record. NCBI's taxonomy places the organism in Eukaryota, Fungi, Ascomycota, Dothideomycetes, Pleosporales, Didymellaceae.
AUGGCCACACCUACGGCCACGGCCACGGCCGCCACGAUGUCCGCCGCGAUAUUCCCCCCGAUGCCCGCCGCGCUGGCCCCCCCGACGUCCCCCCCGCCGCCCGCCCUCAGCCUGUUCGAGGCCGUCGUCACGGCGUACCCGCCCGUGCUCGAGUCGCUGCUCGCCCAGCUGCCCACGCCCGCGCUGCUCGAGCUGUACCACACGUCGCCGCACCUGCGCCGCUUCCUGCGCGCCUACCCGCUGGCCUGGAAGACGCUGUCGUUCCGCCUGCCGCAGCCCGCCGUGGCCGUGGGCUCGCCCGGCAACGAGACGCCCGACGCCCGCGAGCGCCAGAGCAAGCAGUACGCCUUCGACGCGCUGCUGAAGCAGGUCGUCGCCCCCAACGGCACGCGCAUCACGAACCUCGACCUGUGCAACACGGCCGUCAGCGGCAUCGCCCUGGUCGGCAGCGUGCUCGCCCCGCACCUCGACACCCUGCAGCACCUGUCGGUGCGCGGCUGCAAGAAUGUCUCCAUCAAGUACCACAUCGUGCCGUUCCUCGAGCCCUACACCCUCGCCGACGCCCCCUGGAUGCGCGCCCAGCUGGCCCUCAAGAGCCUCUACACCUACCGCUGCCGCCACCACCGCCGCCGCCCCUACCUGCCGUCCUCGCUCGUGCGCCGCGACUCCGACUCCGACCCCACCCACCAGCUGAUCGAGAUCUGCCACGCCCUCGGCAUCUGGACCGACACCGCCUGGUGCCCGACCCCCGCCGGCCGCUGCUACCGCCGCAAGGACUACCACGCCGGCCGCGCCGCCCCGCAGAACAUGGAGGUCUGGGUGCCGUUUGACCGCCUGUGGCGCUCGAGCAACCGCCUCGGGCCCGUCGACGGCACGAAGCGCCUGGGCCGCCACGACGGCCGCCUGUGGGAGAUCGCCGAGGAGGGGCUGGACGGCGAGCCCCUGGGCACAGAGACCGGCGCCGCCGGCGAGGGCAAGCACGUGCCUGCACACGCCCGCAAGAGCCACACCACCUUCGUCGCCGACAUCACCUGCUCCCAGUGCAACGACGUCAUCCUGGAGCGCUGCGAGUCGUGCAGUGUGCGCAUGCACUGCAUGGGCUGCCGCAAGACGUUGUGCGCGAGCUGCGCCUUCAACCGCCCCAUGCCCCGCAAGCGCGCAAAGACACGCCACUUCACGAACCUCGCCUUUGGAAACAGCAUGGGCGCGCUCGGGCAGGGCUCUGCAUCGACGUCGUCGCUGGACAGCAGGAAGCAGGAAGAGAAGGCUGAGAAGAACCGCUUCUGGUGGGCGCCCGGCGCUGUUCGAUCCCCCAACCUCAUGAACGAGAGCGCACACGAUGACGACUCUUCCGAUUCAGAGGACACGCUAAACAACGGCAUUCCCGGGCCGCCAGCACAUCGGGAUCCCCCCAAGCUGAACAUGCACUGGUGCUGUCUGGAGCCCAUUUUCUCUGGCGGCGGAGGCAUAGCCGUGCUAGGCACUGGACUCGGCGGGAGAGGCGCAGAUAAAAUACGUGCCGCUCCUCUGCCGCGCAUAAAGCAGUACGAAGACCCCGACUUCUCGAAUCGGCUGCGGCCUGUCGACUACAUCCGCGAACUGAAGAACAACGGCCUGUACGAAUACGUCCUGGGCGAAGACGUCGACGUCCUCCAGUACCUGCAGCAGGACAGCAUAGAGCUGCAACAGCAGACCUGUCCCCGUGGGCUGUGCAACGACUGCUACCGCAGCUUCAGGUGGAAGGUGUCGUGUCGCGCCUGCAAGAACCCCAUCUGCAAAGAGCACGACUUCGGCGCGCUCAAGGUCCGCAAGUGCGGGUAUAGAGACCUGCAUUCAGAACGCGACCAUGUCCGCGCACACACAGAACCGCCGCAGCUGCUGGUCAUCCCAGAGUUCAACCCGCACCGGCCGAGCGAGGAUCUCGAGCGCACGCCGACCGCGUCGUCGCAGCUGGAUGCGGUUUCGACGGCUGACAACGAGUCCGAGUCCUCCGAAGGCACGCCCAUGUCCCAGUCCCAAGUCCUCAUGCCCCCCGCGCCAGAGAUGUCCGCCUCGUCCUUCGCCCACAGCACGACCCCCGACCCCUUCACCCUCACCAGCUCGCUGUCCUUCGUGCCCGUCAGCUCCUCGCGCCCGCGCUCCCUCAGCGCCUCGGGCGUCCGCAGCCGCAACUCGGUCUCCUGGUCCAGUCCGCCCCGGGGCCUCCCCCCGACCUCGAUAUCCAACCCGCUCCCGCUGCCCUGCAAUCCGCGCCACCCUGUUCAGUGGGAAGGGUGCGGCGCGUAUUUCUGCCAGUACCCGCGGCCUGUGGGGGAUAAUCGGCCGCAGUGCCCGGCGAUGCUGAAGGAGUGCGCCGAGUGUCUGGUGUUGGUGUGCGAUUCCUGCUCAACAGCAAACCCUCCCUGCCCCUGCACCUUCUGCGCAACCAACUUCCACUGCCCGACCUGCGCCCGCAAGCCCCCUGUGCGCGCCAAAUGCCGCCUCGACGCCGAGCGCAAGGCCAAAGCCGAUGCCGAGCUGCGUGCGCAGGCGAAGCGCGAGAGAGACCGCCGCGAGCGCGGGAGGGCGGAUGAGCUGGCCGGCGCGCUUUGCGAGUUCUUCGCUUGCCUGGCGCCAGGCGAUGGUGAUGUGGGGGAAGCCGCGGGAGAGGAGGAUGGUGAGGGUGAGGGUGUUGGAGAGGCGGGCGAUGCAGCCGCCGCCGACAGCCCGCUCGCGAGCCCGGACAGCAUCACAGUCGUCACCGAGUUCGGCGUGCUGGAGGAGACAGGCAACGUGACUGUCAUCUCCGCGGGCGGCCCGUACGUCUCGCCCCCUGCUGCCGACACCGACACAGACCCCGACGCCGACGCAAACGCCUUUGCGCACUACGACGACGCCGACGCCUUCACGCACUACACCGCCCCCGAGUACGACACCGCAGACGCGCUCGACGGCCCCGCCGUCGUCAUGACAGAAGACACCUCGCAGCCCCCGGUGCCGUACUGGCAGGGCCACGGCUUCUCGCUGCAGCAGCACAGCGCGUGGGGCCAGAUGCACGGCCAGAUGGGGUUGCAGCAGCAGCAGCAGCAGCAGAGUGCCUGGGGCCAGCUGCAGAUGCACAUGCACACCCAGAUGGCGCCGCAGAUGGGCCUGCACAGCCAGAUGGGGAUGCACAGCCCGAUGGGCUUGCACGGCCACAUGAGCAUCGGGCCGCACUCCCAGUUGCACAGCUACCCCCCCGCGCCCGGCUUCGUCCCGUCGUACGCUGUCCCCGGGACCGUGCACGCGGAUGUGAAUGUGCAUCCCGCGGCUCACGGCGCGCACGCCGACAUACCGUCGUCGAUGGGCAUGUCGACCCCGACAACCCCGCCGCCCACGGCCCUCACAUCCCCACCCACCACGACCGCGGCCUCGAGCGACGUCGAUCUCACCGCCGACGACGCGGAUGUCGACACCGACGACGUUCUGGACGACGAUGCCGGGACGGGGAUGCUCGGGUCUGCCGCCGCGGAGGCGGGCGGCGCACUCGAUGCUCCUGCGCCCUCUGCUGCGGCUGUUUCUUCUGCGGGUGUGGCGGUGUCGCCGCUGGGGAGCUGA